This is a messenger RNA of Neoarius graeffei (lesser salmon catfish), 1536 nucleotides long. It is a transcript of the gene gfap, whose product is annotated as glial fibrillary acidic protein. The coding region runs from base 1 to 1323 and encodes 440 amino acids. The record is from RefSeq and is a predicted model, not a curated record. Lineage: Eukaryota; Metazoa; Chordata; Actinopteri; Siluriformes; Ariidae. Gene Ontology annotation, molecular function: structural constituent of cytoskeleton. Gene Ontology annotation, biological process: regulation of chaperone-mediated autophagy; intermediate filament organization. The transcript is spliced from 9 exons. Gene Ontology annotation, cellular component: cell projection; cytoplasm; intermediate filament.
AUGGAGACCCAGCGUGUCCUCUCGUCCUACCGAAAGCGUUUCGGGACUCAGAGCAGCCCCUCAGCCCCGCUCAUCACCAGGAGCUUCGGGCGUCUGUCUGUCCACAGCAGCCCACGGCACACCGCCCUGUCCAGUCCUAGCAUAUCCCGUCUGUCCCUGGGAACUGAGAGGCUAGACUUCUCAGCUGACUCGCUGCUGAAGGCUCAGUACCGUGAUACGCGCACCAAUGAAAAGGUGGAGAUGAUGGGUCUGAAUGACCGCUUUGCCAACUACAUCGAGAAAGUACGUUUCCUAGAACAGCAGAACAAGGUGCUGGUGGCCGAGCUGAAUCAACUGCGCGGGAAGGAGCCAAGUCGCCUUGGGGACAUUUACCAGGAGGAACUGAGGGAGCUGCGCAGGCAGGUGGAUGGCCUGAACAAUGCCAAGGCACGUCUGGAGAUUGAGAGGGACAACCUGGCAGCCGAUGUGGGCACACUGAAGCAGAGACUUCAGGACGAGACUGUGCUGAGACAAGAUGCAGAAAACAACCUGAAUGCAUUUCGACAGGAUGUGGACGAGGCAGCUCUGAAUAGGGUGCAGCUGGAGCGGAAGAUUGAAGCGCUGCAGGAUGAGAUCAAUUUCCUGAAGAAAGUCCAUGAGGAGGAGAUGCGGGAGCUGCAGGAGCAGUUGAAUGCUCAGCAGGUGCAUGUGGACCUGGAUGUCUCUAAGCCGGACCUGACUGCAGCACUGAGGGACAUCCGAGUCCAGUACGAGGCCAUGGCAACCUCCAACAUGCAGGAGACUGAGGAGUGGUACCGCUCCAAGUUUGCAGAUCUGACUGAUGCGGCCAAUCGGAAUGCAGAGGCUCUGCGGCAGGCGAAACAGGAAGCCAAUGAUUACCGCAGACAGAUUCAGGCCCUGACGUGUGACCUGGAGUCUAUGCGUGGAAGCAACGACUCUCUGGAGCGGCAGCUGCGUGAGAUGGAGGAGCGUUUCUCCACGGACUCGGCGGCGUAUCAGGACACGGUGGCCCGUCUGGAGGAAGAGAUCCAGGCUCUGAAGGAGGAGAUGGCCCGACACCUGCAGGAGUACCAGGACCUCCUCAACGUCAAACUGGCACUGGACAUCGAGAUCGCCACCUACAGGAAGCUGCUGGAGGGCGAGGAGAGUCGGAUCACUGUUCCUGUGCAGAGUUUCACCAACAUGCAGUUCAGAGAAACCAGCAUUGACCCUAAAUCACCUCCCGAGAGUCUCACUAAGAGAAGCAUCAUCGUCCGAACUGUGGAGACACGCGAUGGAGAGAUCAUCAAGGAGUCGACCACGGAGAGGAAAGACCUGCCGUAAUCACACAGCCAUGUGGAAUACGGAGUGACGAGACUUCUCCAUGCCAUCGCUUCGUCACUACACACUGAGAUUACACUGCUGGAGCACAUUUACUUAGUCAGGAUCAUCACAAAUCCAGUAAAGAACAUCACUGUGACAAUAAAACGAUUAACGCGUUUAACAGUGACAUACUGUUCCAUGCAGCCUUCAAGCCUUUUACUGUUUUCACUAACA